Messenger RNA from Acanthoscelides obtectus, 636 nucleotides. The record is from the annotation of a GenBank genome assembly. Lineage: Eukaryota; Metazoa; Arthropoda; Insecta; Coleoptera; Chrysomelidae.
UGAACAGUAACGCGAGCGGCUCUAGCAAUCUUUUUGAGUUUUGAGCAUUUCGGUUUGAAUUUUGUAGUUUUCUCGGUCUUGUGGUUUUAAGUGGAAAAACAGCUAAUUCGGAAAUUGCUUGUGUUAAUAUAAUGCAAGAAUUCAUCGUUUUGCAGUGUUUCAGCUGCGAAGUUUACCAGGUGCACAUAGUGAAAAAGUCCUCCAAGUGGAGAUGCAAGCUGUGCAACGCCAAACAGUCCAUCGUAAAGAUAUUCAUGAAGAGUGAAUCGGCCAAAGAAUGUAGAGUUAUAGUGCAGGAGUUGAAUGAAAAAUAUAUUAAACAUGCUGAAGAAUUAGGUAUUGCAUUGGGGUCGGAAACUAAAAAUACCCCAAUUGAAGAACCUGGUACUAAAGGAACUAAUAGUGAUAAUCAAGGUGGCAUCUUAAAAAUAAGUGACUCAAAGUGGACAAAAUAUUCUGACGAGGAUAAAAAAACAUGCGCCGAUUAACCCCAAAUGACAAGCCUUUCAGUCUAUUAGCUAUUAGGAGGGCUGGGGUUUUUAUCUUUGUUGCUGGUGUUGAUACAGUCAUUUCAGGAUGUUAUCGACGAAUUUGUUAAACUGUUUUCAGGCUUUCUUUCAAAGGGUUUUCAAAAAC